Molecule: messenger RNA, 1793 nt
Organism: Lycium barbarum (goji berry)
Lineage: Eukaryota; Viridiplantae; Streptophyta; Magnoliopsida; Solanales; Solanaceae
Product: serine/arginine-rich splicing factor SR45a-like
Exons: 4
Coding region: 397-1080 (227 amino acids)
Biological process (GO): chloroplast mRNA modification; cytidine to uridine editing
Cellular component (GO): chloroplast
Molecular function (GO): RNA binding
Source: RefSeq, a predicted model, not a curated record
AUUUUAUCUUCUUUUCUGCCGGGCUUAUUUUCUUUUCCAUAUUGCUUUGUAUGUGUCCUUAUGUUGAGGUCUAUCGAAAAUAAUCUCUAUAUUUUUUAAGGUAAUGUAAAAUCUGCAUAUAUUCUAUCCUUCUCAGACACCAUUAUGUGAAAUUUCACUGACGUGUUGCUGUUGCUGUAAAAGCUUUUAUCCUGUUUAAAGGAGAAUAUCUUUUUUUGGUCCGGUGGAAUUAUUUUGGCAAAUGAAUAAGCAGUGAGAGGAUGAGAAAGAAAAAAGAGCGGAAGAGGUGGGUAAUGUUAUUAUCUGAUCCCAUCAUUCUUCUGUGCUUGGACCCGAACCAGGAACUGCUUUGGAAUCUGGGCGCACGAGGCACGACCCAUUGUCAUUCUUAGAAUAAUGGCGGCCAUAGUAAUGUUCCCCGGCGCUAGUCUGUAUGUAAAGUCACAGCUAUCAUUGUGGCCUUCCAUUAGAAAAGAAUCAAAGUAUCUUCUUCCUUCUCAGCCACUAAGUCAACAUUUCUCUUCUUCCUUAUUAAUUCGGCAACCAAUUCGUUAUUCCCAAACUGUAUCUUGUUAUCCUGAUCAGUCUUCUUCGCCAAGGACUCGGUUGAACCUCAAUCCCUCAACGAAGCUCUUUGUUAGCGGACUCUCAUUUCGCACAACUGAAGAGAGCUUAAGAAACGCCUUCAACAACUUCGGGGAGCUCGUGGAAGUCAAUUUGAUGAUGGACAAAAUUGCCAACAGACCAAGAGGAUUUGCUUUCCUUAUAUUAGCUAUGCUACGGAGGAGGAAUCACAUAAAGCAAUUGAGGGAAUGCAUGGCAAGAUGGACAAGAACGAUUGAUUCAAAUAAAUCAAGACACAAGCAGUCCAAAAUUGAGGCGCAAUACAGUGGUUUCCGAUUUAUCACUUCAACAUCAAGCUCAAAUUACGGAAAUAUGGUUGUUGCAAAAAACUUUUACCUGAAAGCAACAGACCUGGAUCUUCUGAGUUUUACUCCUUGGACAUGUAUACAUUGCACUGGUGAGAGAUUUGGUGCGACAAGAAGUGUAUACAGUUCGGAUUUCCAGCUCUAUUACUGAGGAGAAGUUCCGGUGGGUCGCCGGAGUUACAACUGACCUUCAUAAUUGAGGCUUGGUUGAAAAUGAUCGGGACUGAUUUUGAUUUGGGGCUAUUCCGUUUUGGUUUUAGUCUUUUACUUUUGCUUUUGCUUCUGCUUUUGCUUUUGCAGAUCAUUGAUGUUUUUACUUUCUUGUUUAUUAUGUACUACUAUUAAUAAAAUAUCCUCCACUAAGGUUUACUUAGUGGUUUCCAAAAAAAAAAAAAAAAAAAAAACUCAGCCAUAUAUAUCCUUCAUUCUGGAUGAUAUUGUUCACUGAAGAGUGAAGAAUCUAUUGUCAUAUAACAUAGAAUUAUACUGCAAUCUUAAAAGUGGCGUAUGGCCUCCGUCCUUCUUUUGUCCAGAAAAAAUCAAUUUAUGUGCAUUCCAGAUGGGGCAGUAAGUUCUCUGGGCUCGAUAUGCUUUCCUACAUCUUUUGGGGUUGAAGAUAGAUGUCCAAUGAAGAUAGACAGUUAAAAAAGAAAACAAGGUUGAUGACUUUAGGUGCCAAGUGGGUGCGUGACAAGUUCACAUAUUGGAUACAGGUCUUGGUGUGGGUUUAGAAAAUUUCAUCUGGCUUCCCAUAAUUUAUUAUUUGAUAGAUUGAUAAAUGAAAACUAUUAAAUGCAUCAGAAUUGAUAACAACCUACAUCAGCUUUAGCCGAUAGAGCGCUGGAUUUACUGUCAAUGAAAUAU